UAUGAUAUAUAAUGACAAGUUUAUUAUAAAGUUUAUUUCUUCACCUACGUACUCUGCUUCCUUCUCUAAAGUUUAAAGUUUGUAGCAUCGUAGAUUACUUCCUCGUGAAGUGUUUCACUUACUUUUCUCGAAAAAGCUACGAAAUAUGGGACGGAGACCCAUGAAAAUGAAGUCCUCACUUUUUCUUCUGUAAUUGCCAAAGACUCAGUUUCUUCUUACUUCAGUUACUCCCCCGACCGAUCAUCUUCAUCUUCAUCUUCUGUUUCUAGCUCAGAAGCAUAGUCAAUCUUUGAUUGAGAAAACAGAACUUAUCUGGAAAUACAAGUCUCAUAUGGUCUCAAGCUUGCAGCUUCAAUGGAGCAGAGUUUUUUUAAAAACCAGUCGGCCUCUCUGCAGAAGUCAAGCGAAACCCGUCUAAAGGAGCUCGAAAUGAAGGAGACCCAUAUCAACAACCGCUUCAAAGAAAUCGAAUCCAAGGAGAAUGAGAUAGGUUUGGUCCUGAAAAUGUUAGAACAGCGAGAAAGAAUGGUCGAAUUGAAAGAGAAAGGGCUUGGAGGGAUUUCUGAUUUUGAUCGUAGUUUAAGCAUGGAUGGACAAAAGAUGUUGAUGUUUUUGAAUCAGUAUGUGGACGAGCAAGAAAAGUUACAUGAUGUGAUUUACAAUGAUCUUAAACGGUCUGAUGAUCCAGCAAAAUUGGUUCUGGAUGCGGUCAAAGAGUUCUACGCGGAGAAUGAGGAAAUGGGUUUUUCAGGGAGUGUUCGGAAGAGGAGUUGUGUGAUUUUGUUGGAGCAAUUAACAAGGCUGGGGCCAGUUAUUGAGCCCGCAGUGAAGGCAGAGGUGGCGACAUUAGCCCGAGAGUGGAGGGCAAAGAUAAAAAUGGAGAACGAGCAAAAUGGUGUUUUGGAGGUUAUGGGGUUUUUGCUUCUUUUGGGUGCGUACGGAUUGGUUGAUGAGUUUGAUAUUUUUGAAAUGUUGAGUGUUUUCGAGACUAUUGGGCAGCAGCAUGGACAAGCUGGUGAGCCGUGCACAACGGUCGAUUUAGCCAAUAAAGAUCCUGUUAGCACUGUCUUUGAUUCUCAAGUAAAGGCUAACUGGUCUUUGGAGGAGGAUAAAGAGUUGGACAACAGGAUAGCUUUGUCAUUUGAUUGCCCCUCAGAUGCGCUCAAGUACUUCUGUGUUGGUAUGGAUGGAAGAAGUCUGAGAUCGUUUCUCUAUGAUCACGUGGAGGAGCAUGACUCAUUGUGCAAUGAAGUUCAAUGUGCUCUAACUCAAGCACCUGAUCCGGCAAAGCUUGUUUUAGAUGCAAUACCUGGUUUUUUACGGACACAGCCAGAGUUUGACAAGGGUCUGGCACUGGCAAAAAUCAGAAAGAGCUGCAUCCUUUUGUUGGAGCAGUUAAUGAUUAUAUCUCCACAGGUAAGUCCUAAUGUGAGAGAAGAAGCCUCAGCUAUGGCAGAUGAGUGGGCAGCUAACUUGGGACAGAAGUUUCAGCGUCCGGUGACUGUGUAUGGGUUUCUUCUUUUCCUAGCAGCGUAUGGAUUCAAUUCUGAUUACAAGGCAGAUGAGCUUAUUCGUCUUUUUGGAAUUGCUACUCAGUAUCAACCCUCUCCUGGUUUGUGUCAAGUCCUUGGUUUAGCGGAUAAAGUAGAAGUUAUCAUCCAAAGUCUCAUACAAAAACCUCUGCUGCUUGAAGCUAUUGACAAUAUGUAUGCAUAUCAAGUGGCUGACAAGUUCCAGCCAGUACGUAUUCUAAAGGGCUAUUUGAGUUACUCUAAGAAAAGAAUAUACAAGAAAGGAAAAGGCAAAAAACCGGUUACUCAACAGAAUCAGGGAAUAGACAAAGAAAUAACUGCUAUGAGAACAGUGAUCAAAUAUAUUGUUAAAUACAACCUUGAAUCAGAAUUUCCACCUGAGGACCUUAAGAAACAAAUUGUGAAGCUGGAACAGCAGAAGGGGAUACUUGGUACUCUGCCAACAGAAAAACCAAAAGCAUAUGGGAGCGGUAUAACACUAGACCCUUUUCUAUCAUGUGCAAGCACUUCUGCCGACUCUCAAGUAAAAUUUGAACCAGCUCCAAAUGAAAAUUUACAGUUGGACAACCAAAGGACUUCAUUAUCUACCGGCCCUUGGCCUCAGCUUGAUGCGUUCUGUAUCAGUAACGCUGGAAAAGGUUUGGACUUUUUUUCUUACGAGCACACUGAGGAGUAUGAUUCAAUGUCUUCUUCCUCUAGUCACCCUUGGCCUGAGCUUAAGUCCUUCUGUGUCAAUAUGGAGGGUAGGGGAUUGAGAAAUUUUCUUCAUGACCAUAUUGAGGAGCAUGAUUCACUGUGCAAUGAGGUUUAUGAUGCCCUACAGUAUGCAGCUGAUCCAGCAAAGCUUGUUUUAGAUGCAAUGCCUGGAUUUUUUCGUUCACAGUCCAAGUCUGUUAAGGGUUUAUCAUUGAACAAAGUCAGAAAAAGCUGCAUUCUCUUGCUAGAACAAUUGAUAACUAUAUUGCCGGAGAUCAAUCCUCAAGUGAAAGAAGAGUCUUUGAAGAUGGCAAAUGAGUGGAAAGCUAACUUGGGAGAGAAGUAUCAAAAACCUGUCAUCGUUUAUGGAUUUCUGCAUUUUGUGGCAGCCUAUGAGUUAGCCUCUAAUUACGAGGGGGAUGAGCUUCUUGGUCUUAUGACAAUUGCAAAUCAGUAUAAAGUGUGUCUCAAUUUGUGUCAAAUCCUUGGUUUGACAGAUAGAAUCGAAGUUUUAAUAAAAACUCUCUUACAAAAGAAUCUGAUAUUUGAGGCUAUUGAGCAUAUAUAUGCAUUUGAGAUGAGUGAUAAGUUCAAGCCAGCAGCACGUCUUUUGAAGGGCUAUCUAAUCUUCAUAAAGAAAACGGCAUACAAGAAAGGAACCAGAAAACAAGCCAUUGACAAAGAAAUAGCUGCUGUGAGAAAUGUUAUGAAAUGUAUAGCUAAAUACAAGCUUGAGUCAGAAUACCCACUAGAGGAGCUUGAGAGACAAAUAGUGGAACUGGAAAACCAGAAACUAAUGCUCCUAUAAAUGACUGCCAUACCAUAGCAACAGAAGAAGCACAAAGCAUAUGUGGAACAUUUUUUGUGUUGGUUCUCAUCUUUUACGUGUGUUUACAAGUUGGUUCCUAUAUUUUUUUUGGUAAAUUGGUCCCUACCUUUCAGUUUCAAUACAAGGAUUGAAUAAAGUUUGAUCCUUAGUCUA
Messenger RNA from Humulus lupulus (European hop), 3210 nucleotides. RefSeq names its product FRIGIDA-like protein 5. NCBI's taxonomy places the organism in Eukaryota, Viridiplantae, Streptophyta, Magnoliopsida, Rosales, Cannabaceae. The record is from RefSeq and is a predicted model, not a curated record. The coding region runs from base 355 to 3036 and encodes 893 amino acids. The transcript has 7 exons.